This is a messenger RNA of Globicephala melas (long-finned pilot whale), 4010 nucleotides long. RefSeq names its product acyl-CoA dehydrogenase family member 11 (gene ACAD11). The record is from RefSeq and is a predicted model, not a curated record. Gene Ontology annotation, molecular function: acyl-CoA dehydrogenase activity; flavin adenine dinucleotide binding. Lineage: Eukaryota; Metazoa; Chordata; Mammalia; Artiodactyla; Delphinidae. Gene Ontology annotation, cellular component: mitochondrion; cytoplasm. Gene Ontology annotation, biological process: fatty acid beta-oxidation using acyl-CoA dehydrogenase.
AGUUUUCCUCUUCGCCCGGGCCGAAGCAGGGCCCGGGUCAUCAGUGUCCAGAGCCGGCGGCCUGCGAUGUUGCCUUUCCAACCGGGCGGCCAGGAGGAUCCCCAGGAUCUUUUAUUCCUGGGCUCGAGGUCCUGACGGGCCCUUUUCUGAACCGGACCCUAUAGGUCUUCCGCCUGCCGGUGCAUUAAAUUUGGAGGCGGAGGAGGCUUCGGCGAUCAUAUUUACCCGUAGUGACUAAAGUGGUUUUGCUUUCUUUAGAAUUGAGGCCUCCAACUCUGAGGCUGACUGAAACUUUUAAAUCCAAACACACGAGGCCCUUCUGGCAUUUCCUGACACAGCCCAAGUCCUGGGCCAGUGCUGCCCAGCGGCGGCACCUGGGUGGGGGGUGGGGGUGUGAUUGGCUGGAGCCGCGGGCCCGCCUCCGCGCGGGCGUCUCGGACUAGCCCCAGGCUGUGGAGCGGCGCUCCGGUGCCAGAGGUAUCCGAGCCGAGGAGACUUGUGGUUUCUCUGACUCUAUGGUCUGAGGCGGCAGCACUGAUCAUGGAGACCGGUGCCUCCCGCGAGCCCGAGACGGCCGAAGUGCUGCCCCAGCACAAGUUCGACUGCAGGUCUCUGGAGGCCUACCUACACCAGCACUUGCCCGGCUUUGGGGCCGAGCCCGAGGCCAAGCUGACCGUUGCCCAAUACAGAUCAGGACAGUCCAAUCCAACCUUUUAUCUCCAGAAGGGCUUUCAGGCAUAUGUACUCAGAAAAAAACCACCUGGUUCACUUCUUCCUAAAGCACAUAAGAUUGAUAGAGAAUUUAAAGUCCAGAAAACUUUGUUUUCAAUUGGAUUCCCCGUUCCCAAACCUUUAUUGUACUGCAGUGAUGCUUGUGUCAUUGGAACAGAAUUUUAUGUGAUGGAACAUGUACAGGGCCGAAUCUUUCGUGAUUUCACAAUUCCUGAAGUUAGCCCAGCAGAACGCUCAGCCAUAUAUGUGGCCAUGAUAGAAACCUUGGCUCAGUUACAUUCCUUGAAUAUACAGUCACUGCAGCUGGAAGAAUAUGGUAGAGGUGCUGGGUACUGCAAAAGACAGGUAUCAACCUGGACAAAGCAAUAUCAAGCUGCAGCUCAUCAGGACAUCCCUGCCAUGAACCAACUAUCUGACUGGCUAAUGAAAAACUUGCCAGAUAAUGACAAUGAAGAAAAUUUGAUUCAUGGAGAUUUCAAACUAGAUAACAUAGUUUUCCACCCUAAAGAGUCUCGAGUUGUAGCUGUACUAGAUUGGGAGCUUUCAACCAUUGGUCAUCCUCUGUCAGACUUGGCUCAUCUCUCUAUGUUCUACUUUUGGCCAAGGACCAUUCCAUUGUUAAGUCAAAGUCCUCAUUUGCAAGAAAACAUAGGGGUACCAUCAAUGGAAGAACUGAUUUCAAUAUAUUGCCGCUGCAGGGGAAUUAAUUCUAAUCUUCCUAACUGGAAUUUCUUUCUUGCCCUUUCAUAUUUUAAAAUUGCUGGAAUAGCACAGGGAGUAUAUAGUAGAUAUCUUCUGGGAAAUAAUGCAUCUGAAAGUAGCUUUCAGUUUGCCAAUAUUGUGCAACCUCUGGCAGAAACUGGAUUACAACUCUCAAAAAGAACUUUCAGUACUGCACUUCCACAGACUGAUACUACCAGACAAUUGUUUGUACAGACUAGGACAGGCCACGAAGUUCUUACUAGGGUGAAGCAGUUCAUGAAACAACACAUCCUCCCAGCUGAAAAGGAGGUAAUUGAGUUCUAUAUUCAAAAUGAAAAUUCAGUAGACAAGUGGAAAAAACCUUUAGUGAUUGAUAAACUCAAGGAAAUGGCCAAAGCAGAAGGCCUCUGGAACUUGUUUUUGCCAGCUGUAAGCGGUCUCAGCCAAGUAGACUAUGCCUUGAUUGCUGAAGAAACAGGAAAAUGCUUUUUUGCUCCAGAUGUCUUUAACUGCCAAGCACCAGACACAGGGAACAUGGAGGUGCUUCACCUAUAUGGAAGUGAGAAACAGAAGCAGCAGUGGCUUGAGCCUCUUCUUCAAGGGAGCAUUGCCUCUUGCUUCUGUAUGACAGAGCCCGAUGUAGCUUCAAGUGAUGCCACAAAUAUUGAAUGUAGCAUCCAGCAAGAUGGAGAUAGCUAUAUAAUUAACGGCAAGAAAUGGUGGUGCACUGGAGCUGGGAAUCCAAAGUGCAAAAUUGCAAUUGUUAUGGGAAAAAGUAACAAUAACUGUGUAACCAGACACAAACAACACAGCAUGAUUCUUGUUCCCAUCAACACACCUGGAGUAGAAGUAAUAAGGCCCUUGUCUGUUUUUGGCUACCUGGACAAUUUCCAUGGAGGACAUUUUGAGAUCCAUUUUAAUCAAGUGCGAGUUCCUGCCACCAAUCUAAUACUAGGUGAAGGUAGGGGAUUUGAAAUUGCCCAAGGCCGCCUUGGACCUGGCAGAAUCCACCACUGUAUGAGAACAAUAGGUUUGGCUGAACGUGCUUUGCAGAUCAUGUGUGAACGGGCAAAACAAAGGGUGGCCUUUAAGAAGAAACUGUAUUCACAUGUUCUUGGUGCGGUAGCAAGGAGUAUUGAUGAGGUGGUGGCUCACUGGAUUGCUGAAAGCCGCAUUGCCAUUGAGGAGAUCCGCUUGUUGACCUUGAAAGCUGCCCAUAGCAUUGAUACUCUGGGCAGCUCUGGUGCUAAGAAGGAGAUUGCAAUGAUUAAAGUGGCCGCUCCUCGGGCCGUCUGCAAAAUUAUUGACCAGGCCAUCCAAGUGUGUGGAGGUGCCGGCGUUUCCCAUGAAUACCCUCUGGCUAACAUGUAUGCCCUAACGCGAACUUUGCGCUUAGCAGAUGGGCCCGAUGAAGUUCACCUCUCGGCAGUGGCAAAAAUGGAGCUGUGGGACCAAGCCAGAAGCCUGAGGGCCAAGGUGUAGAAUUCAUCGGCUUCAGCAUUUGUAUCUCAUUCAGCUUUUGCAGCAGUUUAAGCACAGGAUUAAUUACUCACUUUGGUAAAGUUUUGAGCAUCUGUUUUAAUCAAUGGGUUUUGUCAUUUCAAGGGUCACACUUAAAAUUUUAUAAUUUCAAGGGUUUCAGUGAAAAAGAAAUUUCAUAGCUGUUGUCAUUCAGUCUAACACCUAAGUGUAUAGCAUUUAUUUUUUAAACGCUUCUCUUGUAAAGAAAUCAUGAAAUAAAUUGGAGAACUAAAGCAUAGCGUAAAAAUAUUUUCACUUCUUUACUUUCAGGAAUUGUUCCACUUAAAUAAAUAUUCAAGGAAUAUUUAAUCACUACUUUGUAAAAAAUAUUGUGGGAUCCCCUUUUUAACAUUGGUUUUAGGGGCUGGUUUAACACUUUGUGGUAAUGUUUGCACUGGAGAAGGAUGGAUGACUGAUUGGGUCAUUUUAGAGUUUGUAUUGCUAUAAGCCUCUUCAUAAUUCAACAGGAAGCAUUUAUACAUAAAAUCUGAUUGUUACUAGAAGACAUGGCAUCUUAUGAGAAAAUAUAAUUAAGAAAAAUUUUAAUUAUGUAUAAAAUGUUGAUGCUAACAGUGGAUAGUUUAACCUACAAGAAAGUUAUGCAGUUUUGAGAGGAGAUUAAAGACAGUGUUCUCUGAACACCAUUCUGUUAAUAGCAACACCCUAAGCCAACAUUCUUGGGGCACUUGAAGUCAGUGCUGCCAAGGACUGCAGCCCAGGCCAUGUUGUAAGUCUUGAGCACCUGAACUGUGGUCAGCAUAACUGAGGAACUGAAUUUUUGAUUUUUUUAAAUUUUAAUUAAUCCAAAUAUAGAUUCUCAACUCAGUUACUGGAAAACUUUUAAGUAUGCUUGGAAUAACUUGGGUAUGUGAAUUGUCUUUUGCAAAUGUAAAUUGUAUGAAAUCUAAAUACAGAGCAAGUAUUUUGAAUGAAAAUUUAACAUCCAAAUUAAGAAAGUAUACAAUAUAUACCAGAUUUUGAAGACUCAGUAUGAAAAAAAAAUUAAAUGUCUCAUUAAUACUUUUCUAAUAUUGAUUACAUGCUGAAAUGGUAAU